This is a messenger RNA of Oncorhynchus masou masou (cherry salmon), 1836 nucleotides long. Its product is annotated as annexin A5-like. The record is from RefSeq and is a predicted model, not a curated record. The transcript has 10 exons. Gene Ontology annotation, cellular component: sarcolemma; cytoplasm. Gene Ontology annotation, biological process: negative regulation of coagulation. Gene Ontology annotation, molecular function: calcium-dependent phospholipid binding; calcium ion binding. The coding region runs from base 16 to 1506 and encodes 496 amino acids. NCBI's taxonomy places the organism in Eukaryota, Metazoa, Chordata, Actinopteri, Salmoniformes, Salmonidae.
CAUACAAGACCCUGCAUGGCAAGGUCAGAACACAACCACAAUACAACCACAACCACAAUACAACCACAAUACAACCACAACCACAACCACAAUACAACCACAACCACAAUAGAACCACAACCACAAUACAACUACAACCAUCAUACAACCACAAUACAACCAUCAUACAACCACAACCACAAUACAACCACAACCACAAUACAACCACAACCACAAUACAUCCACAAUACAACCACAAUACAACCACAACCACAAUACAACCACAAUACAACCACAACUACAAUACAACCACAACCUCAACACAACCGCAACCACAAUACAACCGCAACCACAAUACAACCACAACACAACCACAAUACAUCCACAAUACAACCACAACACAACCACAAUACAUCCACAACCACAAUACAACCCCAACACAACCACAAUACAUCCACAAUACAUCCACAACACAACCACAACACAACCACAAUACAACCACAACUACAAUACAACUACAAUACAACCACAACCACAGCCACAAUACAAUCACAACCACAAUACAUCCACAAUACAACCACAACACAACCACAAUACAAUCACAACCACAAUACAACCACAAUACAUCCACAACCACAAUACAAUCACAACCACAAUACAACCACAAUACAACCACAACCCCAAUACAACCACAGCACAACCACAAUACAACCACAACAGCAGAUCAAAGCUGCAUACAAGACCCUGCAUGGCAAGGACCUGGUAGGUGAUCUGCAGGGUGAACUGGGGGGAAAGUUUGAGACUCUGGUAGUGGCUCUAAUGACUCCGCCCAUCCUCUACGAUGUGACAUCACUACGGAACGCCAUCAAGGGGGCGGGGACCAAUGAGAAGGUGCUGAUUGAGAUCCUGUCUUCUAGAACGGCCCAGCAGAUUAAGGACAUCACUGCUGCCUAUCGCCAGGAGUUUAAUAAGAACCUGGAGGAGGAUGUAACAGGAGACACGUCAGGUCACUUCAGGAGACUGCUGGUCAUCCUGCUACAGGCCAGCAGACAGCAGGGGGUACAGGAGGGGAACAUAGAGGCUGACGCACAGACUUUGUUCUCUGCAGGAGAGAAGAAGUUUGGGACCGAUGAAGACCAGUUCAUCACCAUCCUGGGGAACAGGAGCACUGAACACCUGAGGAGAGUGUUUGCUGCGUACAUGAAGCUGGCAGGGUAUGAGAUGGAAGAGAGUAUUCAGAGAGAGACCUCUGGAGGACUGAGAGACCUGCUACUGGCCGUGGUAAAGUGUGCUAGGAGCAUCCCAGCCUACUUUGCAGAGACUCUGUACUAUUCGAUGAAGGGUGCAGGAACUGACGACCAGACCUUAAUCAGAGUGAUGGUGAGUCGUAGUGAGGUGGACAUGUUGGAUAUCAGAGCUGAUUACAGACGCCUCUUCGCCAAGUCUCUGCACUCUGCUAUACAGGGAGAUACCUCUGGUGACUACCGUAAGGCCCUCCUCCUGCUCUGUGGCGGCAAUGACGCGUAACCGUGGUGAUGACCCCUGAAGGAGCGAUACCUGGAGAGACCUCCUCUCUGAAUGGCCCCUCUAGCUGUCAAUCACUCUGAGUCCUGUGUAACCCAAUAGGAGAGCUCUGCUGGCCACGGUGCAGCACUGUGAUAGGUUAUGAUGGGUUUAAUCCUGUGUGUAUCUGUAGCUAACAUCCUUAAAGCUUCACUCUGCUUCAUAUCUACAUCACUACAGUCAUAAUAAUGCUGCAAGUCAUGUUUUACUAUCAGUUAUAUAACAACUAAAGACUGUUCAUGUUUUUACUGUUUGUAAGGCAACACUGAAGACACAAUAAACAUUUUGACAGCA